AGCUGAUUGUGAUUGAUGGAAUCGCCUUUCCUUUCCGCCAUGACUUCGAAGAUCUGUCGCUGCGAACAAGGCUUUUGAACGGCCUGGCCCAACAGUUGAUAUGCAUCGCAAAUGACCGUACCUUAGCUGUCGUGUUGACCAAUCAGAUGACCACACGCUUUGAACAAAGCCGUUCCUCUUUGGUACCUGCCUUAGGGGAAAGCUGGGGUCAUGCAGCUACCAUACGUUUAAUUUUGCACUGGAAUAACAAGCAGAGGCUGGCAACGUUGUACAAGUCUCCGAGUCAGAAGGAGUCAACUGUAGCCUUUUGCAUUAUGUCUCAUGGAUUCAGAGAUGUUCAGGAUUCAGAUUCGAAUUUGAUCCCGGCAGAAAACGAAGCGAAUCCUUGUAAAAGGCCACGGACAGACCAGGUAGAAGAACAGUGAAUCAGAAAAAAAUAAAAUUCAACUAUGCUUCCUUUUAAAAAACUGUAGUACUACAGAUGGAUAUCAAGGUACCCCGGAGAGUAACAUGAAUAAAAAGUGUGAAUUCACAGAAUGGUA
Molecule: messenger RNA, 542 nt
Organism: Protobothrops mucrosquamatus (brown spotted pit viper)
Lineage: Eukaryota; Metazoa; Chordata; Lepidosauria; Squamata; Viperidae
Product: DNA repair protein RAD51 homolog 3
Exons: 5
Coding region: 147-425 (92 amino acids)
Biological process (GO): meiotic DNA recombinase assembly; reciprocal meiotic recombination
Cellular component (GO): replication fork; Rad51B-Rad51C-Rad51D-XRCC2 complex; Rad51C-XRCC3 complex
Molecular function (GO): crossover junction DNA endonuclease activity; four-way junction DNA binding
Source: RefSeq, a predicted model, not a curated record